Molecule: messenger RNA, 1768 nt
Organism: Salvelinus fontinalis (brook trout)
Lineage: Eukaryota; Metazoa; Chordata; Actinopteri; Salmoniformes; Salmonidae
Product: metabotropic glutamate receptor 7-like
Exons: 2
Coding region: 65-328 (87 amino acids)
Biological process (GO): G protein-coupled receptor signaling pathway
Cellular component (GO): membrane
Molecular function (GO): G protein-coupled receptor activity
Source: RefSeq, a predicted model, not a curated record
AUAUAUACUCUCUGUUUCUCUCGUUUUCCAGCUGUACAUCCAGACCACCACCCUCUGUAUCUCUAUGAAUCUCAGUGCCUCGGUGGCCUUAGGGAUGCUCUACAUUCCUAAAGUCUAUGUCAUCAUCUUCCAUCCGGAGCUUAAUGUCCAGAAGAGGAAGAGGAGCUUCAAGGCGGUGGUGACAGCUGCGUCCCUGACCACACGCCUCUCACACAAGACCAGUGACAGGCCCAAUGGAGAAGCUAAGACGGAACUUUGUGAAAACGUCGAUCCAAACAGUCCGGCAGCAAAGAAGAAAUAUGUGAGUUACAAUGACCUCGUGAUCUAAGAGCCGUCACCAGAGAGAGGGACAUGAUGGAUGGAGAUGCUUGGUCUCCUGCCCCGUUGGCAACGAAAGAAAAAGGAUGUUUAUGUUUCAUGCUGCUCGAUUGCCCACUCACACCCCGGAACCCUCACACCAAUGGAACCCCGGAACUCCGGAACAGGACAUGGACAAUGGGUGGGUUCUGGGUUCUAGAGCUUUCCAUUCACCCAGAAGAUUCUGUGUGGCAAACUGAUGUUUUAACAUGGUUACGAUGGAAUGGAAAAGACCAAAAAGAGACAUACUAUGGGUGUAAAACGUCAAGAAAAAAUGUAAAGAAAAUCAAACAGUUGUGAUGGGCAAAAAAACAUCUACAAAAUCAUUUGUUUUCGCAAAAUGAUUGCAAAGAAAAAAAGAAGCACAGACCCUCCCUGUUGGCUCUUACAACCCCCCUGUGCUCCUCCGGGUUAGGGUGGUCAUCUCUGCCGACCCCUCAGAGAUGGUCCCCCACUCCCUAGAGAUGUGUCUCUAUAGGUACACUGGCUGCAGCAGGAGGACUAACUGUACUUGUACCUGCCUGUACCUUCAAUGGAGGCUGUUUCUUGUCUUUUAAUGUCCUUCCAAAAUGCAAGUUUUCCAAAAUUCCUGUCAAAAAAAGUCUGUGGUUCUAUUGGCCUAUCUGUUACAUUUGUUGUUAAAUUUUUAAUAUCAAACUUUUUUUUGUUGCUUGUCUGUUUUUUCCUUCCUUGCUUGCUUCUUGGACGCACAUUCAAUUAAAGCCAUAUUCUUGUCUUUGAGAUGUUAAGUAUUUGUUCAUGUUUUUUGGUGGGGGGGGGGUGGUUAUAUGUGGGCUCACAAGAAAGAGGUACAGUGCUUGCUUUUCCCUUCCCGUAUGUGUGUGUUUCUACAGACAUGUUUUUAGUAUGUUGUAAGGGUACAGUAUUGACCAACAACUGUGUUUUUAAAUUGACUAAAAGAGAGCUCCAGUCCAGGCUUUAUUGUCUAGAUAUAUGAACAACUCCAGCGGUUUUCAGAUUUAACAAGGUAUAUGUCCCCGUGUAGAAGUUGUCAAUGCAUGCCAGCUAUGUUUGAUGUUAAGAUUAAGUCAAUAACUGGAGAUUUCACCACACAUGCUCUGAAUGGCAUACAAUAUCCAUUUUUAUUUUUUUAUUUUUUUUACAUUUUCUCACUGAAUGCAGAAUAUGGCUUUAAUUCGUCUUGGAGUUUUCUUAAUGACCCGCAACUAUGAAAAAUUAUCAGUAAAAAAAAAUAUGAAUAUAUAUAUUUAAAAAGGAAACAAUCCAAAAAAGAAAAAAAAGCAUGUGUGUUUUAUACUGUUUGUACUAAGUAUAAUUAUGUUGCCCUUGCUGCUUAUGGGCCAAUAUUGUGGGAGAUAAAAAUGUACGUUUGGCCACUCAUGCAAAUAUUAUGUGGUUUUGUCCAAGAAUGUAUCAACAUGAAAUAAGA